Messenger RNA from Camellia sinensis, 1095 nucleotides. NCBI's taxonomy places the organism in Eukaryota, Viridiplantae, Streptophyta, Magnoliopsida, Ericales, Theaceae. The record is from RefSeq and is a predicted model, not a curated record.
AAUGCCCGACUGAACUCAAUUUUCACGGAACGCAAUUGUGGGGGAGACCAAUCUCCAACGGCGACCAACCCACUUGUUUCUGAAAGUAGUCUUCUUCCCACGACAGCCUCAUCUUUUGCUGUGAGGAAAAUUGACAAUCCAACCUCUCGUCAAGCAAUAUAUUUGAAGCGCAGAGAUGGAAUUAUCAAGAAGGCCAAUGAACUGUCAGUGUUAUGUGACACAGAUGUUGGUGUUAUAAUAUUUUCUCCUUCUGGUAAAUUGACUAGUUUCGCAAGCAAUGGAAGGGUUGAGGAUGUCUUCCUACGUUUUAUUAACCGACGUGAUGGAUCGAAAGGGGGACCUAUUUGGAAUGAAGAGUAUUUAUCCCAAAGGCUCAAGCAGUUGAAGCAAGAAGCAGAAAUGCUGGAAAAGAUAGAAAAAAUUGAGGAACUUGAGGAGACACUUUACAAACUCAAUCGGCAGCUACUUGAGGCACAGGAAAAGAUGAGGUAUUACGAGCCAAAUGUGGAGAAGAUUACCUCACUUUUUGAAGCUGGAGUGUACCAACAAUCCCUUGAGAAUGCAAUUCAAUGUAUAGAACAGUCCAAACAGGCCAAGUUUGUGGGUAACCGGAUUGUGCAGCAAUCAAAUGACAAUAAGGAGGUAGCUGCUUCUUUUGCUGUGGUGGAUGAAGAAACAAACACUGAUGAGUCUUCAAAUGCAAACAAAAAUAGGAAUCCAUUGCGUGAUGAACAUCAUCAUAAGGAAAGGAACUCUGCGGGACCCCACCUAAGCCUUCAUUUCCUGGAAACGCAAAAGAAUUGGAAUUUGUCACGUGGCGGACAGGCUCCAAGGUUGAACAUCAAGUGAUUCACAAAUACUGUGUUGAAGAAACUCAAAUAAGAAUUUUCACAGUGAUUUAAGGUCACUGGAACUUGAUAACUCAUUUGAAUUACUAGUUUGUGGUUUUUAUGAUGAGAAGCAGAAUGCCUUUCCUUUGCUAGGGUUUUCUGUUACUCAUGGUUUUUAAUUCAGUAGUUCUUGUUUGAAUGCUCAAUAACAUUAUAUAAAUGCUGAAAGUUAUUUGGAAUGUCAUCUGCUAGAUGUUUCUUAGAA